UCUUGGCAAGGUUGAGUUGAAGGUGAUGGUCCAUCAUCCAGGAAGAAAUGUCUGUUAGACAAGCUGAGAUGCGAAUAGCUACCGUCGGAUCAUCAGGAUGGAAUGAGAGGUAGAGUUGAGUGUCAUGAGCAUAACAGAGAUAUGAAAAGCAAUGUUUCUGAAUGACAGAACCUAAUGAUGCCAUGUAAACCGAGAAGAGAAGUGGUCCAAGAACUGAGCCCUGAGGCACCCCAGUAGUUAGAUGUUGCGACUUGGACACAUCACCACUCCAAGGUACUUUGAAGGACCUAUCUGAUAGGUAAGACUCAAACCACUGGAGUGCGGUUCCUGAGAUGUCCUUUGUCAGUAGGGUUGACAGGAACAAGUUAAGUAUUGAAGAUUUGGAUCCCGCUCUUGUCAGUCUUAGGGCUUCAGAUUCUCAGUUGAAUGUCCACUUCUGAAGCCAGAUUGGUUGCUGUCAAGGAGGUUGUUCUGUGUGAGAAAGGCAGAGACUUGGUUGACGUUAUAUUAGUUAUUGCUCUGAAUGUGGCAGUGUAAAAAAAUUGUCUUUCCUUACAGAACUUGUGGGGUUAUUUACAACUAAAUGUUCCUACUCUGUGUUUAUUAGAUUCUGAGCAACCUUUAACUUCCAUGGGACCCUUUCCAUUACAUUAUAGUAUAAAGAGGUUCUUUAGAUUAUUAAAAGUUUUUCAGAGUAAGAAAAGAUGGUCCACUGACAAAAUAAUGGUUCUUCUAUGGCAUUGCUGUGAAAACACCCUCCUGUAAGUUUUAUUUUUAAGAGCGUAUGCAACCCUAGCCAUCAAGCAAUCCAACAUUUCUAUAUGAUAAUAUUAAUGCAGUAACCAAGUACACGUCUUAUUUCAGCUAGGUUGUUUUUAAAUGUUAAAGAAGACUAUAUCAACCAAUGUAUCGUACACUUGACUGUAAACACUUUAUUUCUAUGGUUUACAGUUGGUUGCUUUUGUGUGUGUGUGUCAAAUUGUCAUAAUAAAAAGGAAAGUAGUUGUGGACCGAAAUAUGAACAUCCAAAGUGUUUCAAAUGCAUUGAAUUCAAUUCAUUUUGUGUAUAUUUCAAUAAUUUUUAUUUUUAUUGUUUUAAUGCAAAUAGUUUUUUUUAUUAAAAUAGACUUCAAAGUGUUACUUUUUUUCAUUUUUAUUAUUUUUAAUGCAAAUGGUAAGACCUCAAGCUGUAAAUGUCCAAGCACUUGAAUAAUUUUUAUGUUUUUAAUAGCUUUAUAUUGCUAAUUUUUUUUUUUUUUAUGUGCUGUUUUAUUUUUAUUUCACUGGCAGCUGUGCUAGUGUGAACCAAUAAAACAUGGUACUGUAAAAUAUUUUUGCAAUUAAAGCUCUGCCAGACCAACUGUGGUGUAGUUAUUGAUAUAUAACUAAUCAUAAUCAUUUUGUUCGCUUUGGCGACUCUAGUGGUCAGAAUAUGUCUGCUGGUUUCAAGCAUUGUCAGUUUGAUUCAUUCGGUUCGCUCGGACGGAUCGUUCGAAUCGAACCUAGGUCCUCCCUCACAGGUACACAUGCUUGACGACUCGGUUCGAACGAAUCAUGAAGAAGAAUCGAUUCAAUGGAGCGCCGCUGUUCUUUGUCCUCGCGGUGACUGACUGCAUAUGAUCCCGCUGAAUGUACAUUAUUUAUUCCUCCGUUUACAAUCUGUAUUCAUCAAGCAGAAGAUUUGAAGGAUGGUGUUAGUUCAUGUCGGAUAUCUGGUUCUUCCUGUCUUUGGCUCUGUGAGAAAUAGAGUCUAUGGAGGCUGAAUCUACAUUCUGCAUUAUCAGAUCAUUGUGUUUUAAUGAUCAUCUGUGUUCUGAUCCCUCCUCAUUUCCUAUUUCCAUCAGAAGACGACAAACAUCUCAGAUCUGCUCCCUUCCUGAGAACAAACACACACUAAAACCAGAGCUAACACAUUUAGAGCUGUCUGUAUGUCAAGUGCUGUAGUUUAACACACAUCAGUAGCUCUAGAAGAGUGAUUUAUGUAUGUCCCAUCCAGCUUUUGUAGUCAACAUGAAUGUAAAUUCCUGUAAAAUGGAUGCAUUUUGUGCUCGGAUGAUUCCAAAAAAGCUUUAGCUGUCACCUACAUAACGUGUGCUUCAUUCAUUGCCCUUCUGAUUUUACACGAUCAUUCACAAUCAUGUUUUGAGCAAAAGCCAAAAAAAAAAAAAAAAAACACCCAAUGAAGCAACUCGCCAACUAACCAACGAUUGGCUACUAUUGCAUUGAAUCCAAAUUGCGUCCAAAAUGCCAUCCAUUUGGCAGGGAUGUUGAUUUCCUGCACUGCUACUGAGAUCCUCUAUUAGAGCAAUGCAAAUGUCUAUUGUUUGGUUGUGGUUUCUUUACCUUUUGUUCUGGUAAUAGACGUCAAUGCAUGAAUCACAUUAUUCAUAUUAUUUUAAUUCUACAUUGAAUAGACUCCAAUGUAAUCUUUCUGUAGUAAAGAUGUACCCUGCUGUACUGUAACGUGCUGUAGCCGAUGCAUCUGCUCAUUGGAUGUUGCUUUUGUUCUGUUAACCCUGUACUGAGCAUGGUGGGCCUUGCUAUCGGUCAAUGUUGUUUUAUUUGUUGCAUGGACUUAUUAUUAUGACACAAAUCCACAUAUACUAAUAUUUUUCAAUAAAGAAUAUAGUAUUUUUCCUAACCUCCAGUGUGCUUCUUGCUGAUUUCCAUUUAUUGUCUCCCCCACCACCCACCUCCCUCUGCUGUGACCGGAUUUCCUCGCUUUUUUCAUCAUGAGAUCUCAAUGAGUUGAUCUGUGGUCAUUUACGCUCAUCACUGAGGCACUUAAAGGUGCAGGGUGCGUUCAAGAUAACCGUAGACGUCCAUAAUUUGAAUGAGAUUCUACUAGAUCCAUUGCCAAUCAUGGUUUUAACGCUGCACCUUUAAGUCUUCUCAAAGUAAAUGAUCCGGAUGCAAUGUAAACGUGGCCUUUCUCUGUGGUGUGUCCAGAUAGAUCCACACAUUUCAUCUCUGUGAUUGAAUCUUUUCUCACUAACGAGCAAUAGCCACGUCCCAUUUCUCUGUGAUGAUGACACAUUAUACAUGAUUUCAUCUGGUGAUUUAGGUUUUAAGUGUUUUCGAUUCCUUCAUUCUAGAGUGGAGAGAUGGAUAAUUCUGCUUUUGUGUGUCUCAUUUUCUCCCCAUUUCUAUUGACAUAACUUUGAUAUUUCCUUCUCAUAAUGAAUAAUAUAAACCCAUAAAAUGGUGCAUUGAUUCAUUUCCUCAUUUAUUUGUCAUAUUGUGAGUAGCCAGCCGAUAACUCCAUCACAACUGGACAAACUCGGUCUCAAAAUCUUAUGUUAUUAAUCCAGUGAAAUAUAAGUAGCGCUUCUGAAAUAAGGACAUUUAAUUCUAUGUAGCCUGUUUAAUAUAAAAGUAGUCUGGUGCAAUACAAAAUUACAUUCAUUCCAGAAAUGCCAGGACUUUUUAUGGAGUGUAAUUGUUGCUCUAUACAUUAAUGUUCACAUGUCAGCUUUACAUGUCUUGCCCCGGCCCCAGCAAAAGCCUUGGGUUCCUGUGAUGUCUGACGCUUCUGAUGUCAUUUUGCUUCUAUGAAGGCUUAGAGUUGAAGAGAUAAUAAUCCCACUUGGAUAAGUCACAAUAACAUGUUCCCAAGGAUCAAGAGUCAGUCCUAGAAAAACAUUCCUAUCAGCCAAUCAUAUUUCAGAAUUAUAUGCUUUGACAGUAUUCUUAACCCUUAAGUCAUUUCAGGAGUGGGCGACGGAUGAGGUUUGGAAUAUGAUUGUUGUUCUAGAACCAACAGAGGAUGUUGAUUCAGGAAGAUGUCCUACUUCACGUCCGUUGAGAUGUCAUUGACUUUGAGAUUUUGUUUUGCCAGCACAUGGAUAUUGCUUUGGAAAAUAGUUCCCACAGACGUAUCCAAAAUCCUGUCAUUAGAAAACGCAAAUCCCUUUCUUGAUAAGGUGUGACAGGCUAACAGCUCACAAAAAAUAAAAUAAAACAGCAUCUUUGGUCUAAACCCAGACCUUUACUACUCAUUUGGCUGAGAAUCUAAAGCAGCUGUGGAUUCCUUCAGCUAUCCAGGAACGCAUCACGCAGUCUGCUUUCAGUAGUCGCUAAAUUAAUGUACAGCUUUCACAUCUGUUGUGCCGAGGUGAGGAGACACUUCUGCUGAUAUAUGCAUGAUUAUUUCCCCAACAGCUAAUUGCAUUGGACGACUCACUCACAAAGUAGCCUGACAAGAAAAGUUGGUGAUGGUUCUGAUCAUUAGAAACAUGUCAUGUUAUCCAUCAGGAUGUUCUACCAUCUCUACGUUUAGGUCUAUAUUUGUUUAAGCGCUUCGUAACAUUACCAAUGUAAUCUUUGUUUUUAGGUUUGUGCUUUAUUGAUUCGGGAACCAGUUGGAAACCAAGUACCGUAUUCUGCAAUGAACCGACCACCUAAAAAGUUCAGUGUCCUGUUGCAUAAACAUUUAAGAUUAGUUUUACAAGAUGUUUCUCCAAUAUCUUUUUUGAUCAUCUGAUGACCGAAAAUGGACUAAAACUAUACUAAAUCUAGACUUGUCAAAUUUGAACCCGAAAUGUAAAACUGGCCUGACUAAAUGCUAGUUGGUUGUUAAGACUAGUUAAAUAUUUAUGCAACUGGCCAAAUGAUUCAAAGCCAGUUGAUGUAUGCCUUGCCAACUAGACUUGCGCAUCAUGCUAUUGGAAAUAUGACUGUUUAAGAUUAAAAAAUAGGGGAAUUGUAUUGUAGAGAGACAAAGUGUUUGGAUAGAAGUAUAAGAAAAAUAAACUAAAUUGGACAAAACUGAACCACAAAAUGUGAGAGACUUGAGCUAGUUGCAAGUCUGAGAUAAUUUACCUGUUCAUACUGUCUGUCCUAUAUAUCCAAUAGUAAAUUUGGUUCUCAAUCCUAAACACUUAACUGCGAAAAUAGCGUCCCAAACCAAAAUAUUAACUGUUCAAGCACAACUCGCUCACCUUCACCCUUUAUUUGCCAUCACACCCCACUGCUGAUUGAUUGAUUUCUUCUGGAAGUUCAGGAGAGGAGGAAGGCCAGCCUCCAGCAGCGGUUUAAUCCCAUUCAUAAUUCACUUUGAUGUCAUUGUUGUUGCAGGAUCUCAUUUUAACAGGCAUCAGCACAGUCAUGCUACCUCUUGCCGGCAUUUCCACGUAGGGCCCCAGGCCCAGAUCCCUGUUGAUUUCCCAAUGCCCCAUCCAGGACAAUCUCAGACAGGAAUGAGCCAUCAUCUCGGCCCUGCGCACCAGCCAGCCGCGGCGUUACAUCCACCCAUCAACCACAUACCAGCUCCACCGUUCCAGGACAUCCCACCCCCGCCCUUCCUACCUCAGGCUUUACACCAGCAAUACCUCAUCCAGCAGCAGAUCCUGGAGGCCCAGCACAGGAGGAUACUUCCACAGCCCAGCAGGCAUGCUCCAGACCGAACCCUUCCCCAUCCGCAGACAUUGCGGCCGCCAUAUGAAUACCCACCAUCCAUCCACAUAUCCCCCCCACCGCCUGUGCCCCAGCAGCCACGCUACCUUGCUGAAGGAACAGACUGGGAUCUGAGUGUGGAUCCAGGCCUGCCUCAGUACCACGUCUCUCCCCUCACUCAACAUUAUCAGCAUUACCUGACCUCUCCACGACUGCAUCACUUCCCCAGGAACACCACCUCGGCACAAGUGGUUGUCCAUGAGAUCCGAAACUACCCUUAUCCUCAGUUACAUCUGCUGGCUCUCCAAAGCCUCAGUCCGUCUCGCCAUGCAUCUGCUGUGCGGGAGAGUUACGAGGAGCUCCUGCAGUUGGAGGACAGACUGGGAAAUGUUAACAGAGGGGCUCUGCCAACCACCAUCGAGAGGUUUACCUUUCCUUAUAAGUAUAAAAAGAGAAGACCUCUAGAGCUAAAGAUUGGCAUGGAUGAAGAGGAGCUCGACACGGAUGAGAAAUGCACAAUAUGCCUCUCGAUGCUUGAAGACGGAGAGGACGUCAGGAGAUUACCCUGCAUGCACCUCUUCCAUCAAGCUUGUGUUGACCAGUGGCUGGCAACCAAUAAGAAGUGUCCCAUCUGCAGGGUAGACAUUGAGACGCAGUUGUCCCCCGAAAGCUGAUGUCUCGUGUAGCAUUAGCUAAAAGUCCUGUCAUCUUUCUUAGUCCCCUUGUGGGCACUUUGCCAAAUGUGUGUCAUCUCCAUCACCUCUCACCUCUAACCUUUGCCUUCUGAGCCAACUGACGAUGUAGAAUGGGGAAGACGGAUAGCCCUGAAGACAGAGUCCAGCACAUGGAGAAGAACAAGUCUUUCGAUGAAGCUGAUUUCAGUCAAAGUGCUGUGAAUGUGUGUGUGUUUGGGACGUGAACGCUGUUCGUAACGUCUCCGAAUGAUCUCGGAUGAAGACCGACCAAAUGUUCUCAGUGUUCAGUAGGUCACAGAUGAAGCAUAACAGCAUGAACACAACAAAGUCCAACAUAUUACAUGUGGUUGGUCAUGAACAAUUCAUUUGUGAAAAAAUUAAUUGGCGAAUGAGAAGCGCGCAAGAGCAGUACAAUGACCCUGUGUUUAAAAAAGCUCCGUCGUCGUGUCUGUAAUCAUCGGAGGUGAUGCUUGACAUUCUUGAGCUGUUUGAAAUGUGUCCGCGUUUUGUGCUCGUGACGCCUCCAACGCUUAGAAACGUAUCCACCAAAUGCAUGUUGAAGCGAGAGGUUGUUCUGACGAGAGGUCAACAUGCAUGAGGACGUUUCCUGCGUGAUACUCUACUAAUCCUGAAGACACUGUGUUCUUGAUGCGUCUCCGAAGUCACCACGAGUGAAAUAUGUACCUUAAUGCCUGUAGCACAAGCACACGUUGAAUAGUAACGCCAUAACUCCGUGUUUCCAUUCUCUCUGUGACUCGUGGUCUCGCUUGGUCGUAAAGCAGCAUCUGUAGAGUCAUAAUGUGCAUGAAACAUGUUUGCUGCCAUUUCUAGAGGACAUGACAAGGGAGUAAAGCCAUUUGUUUUAUAAAAACCAAACAUAAGUUUUCUAAGCUCUUCUUCGUGAUCAUGAUUUCUUCUUUUUCCUACUGUUGCCAACCUGUGUGCAGGGCUGGUUCAAGCUUCUUCACAUAAGUAGCUGCAAUGCUGGAAAAAAUGAACAAACUAGUUAUUUAUUGUCGUCUUAAUGUAGUAAGUGGUUAUUUUUGUAAAUGCACUCGGGGGUCGUGUGAUUGUUUCUCUUUCCCUGCUUUUGCAUUUGCACUCAGUUUCCUUGCAUAUCGUGCACUUCAUCCAGAAAACUAAAAAACAAGGGAACAGACUUUUUAACAGCACAGUUUAUUUGCGUAAUGAUAGUUGUUGCCGCACCGACCACUUUCAAUGUAAGUGACUGUUUAUCCGUAGCAUUUGAGAUGUCUCUGUAGUACAUUUGAUUAAAUAACCUGCUUGGCUUUGCUUUCGCACCUUUUCCAGAAUUCAAGUGUUCAGCUUCUUGGAAGCAUUUCCUUGUUUUCAAUCACUGUUUUGUAGCAUUUAGUGAGCGUACGGAAGCAUGUUUCCACCACUGAAUAAAAAAUAAAAAGCUUGUGACUUUCUGUCUCAUAAUUGCGACUUUAUUUCUCGUAAUUCUUACUUUUUUUUCUCUGAAUUGUGAGAUAUAAACUCCAAAUUGCGAGUUGUGAAGUCCA
This is a messenger RNA of Carassius auratus (goldfish), 7615 nucleotides long. Its product is annotated as E3 ubiquitin-protein ligase RNF165-like. Gene Ontology annotation, molecular function: ubiquitin protein ligase activity; zinc ion binding. The transcript is spliced from 8 exons. Gene Ontology annotation, cellular component: nucleus. NCBI's taxonomy places the organism in Eukaryota, Metazoa, Chordata, Actinopteri, Cypriniformes, Cyprinidae. Bases 5169 to 6068 code for a protein of 299 amino acids. The record is from RefSeq and is a predicted model, not a curated record.